AGUGUCGACAAAUCCAGCAGCUCCGCUCCGUAUAUUUCCACUGACCCCCCGUCUGAGGGAUUCACUCAUCCAAGUCAGAGCUGCAGCGUCCGUUCCGAGGGGAUCACAGUCUGUCAACACAGCUGUAGGCUACAUCCAGAGGUGCGCUGUGUCCACAUCUGGGAAGGUCAGACGGAUCAUUUUUUUUUGUUCAGCGGAACCUGGCAACUUUUUUUUGUGCGUUUUAAUUUCUCCUCCUGAUCAGCGUUGCACUGCACUGCAGCGUGCAUUCAGCUUGACGCUGCUUACUUCUACUUGGACGAGAGGAUGAAUGGCUGACCUCGGAGCUCACUGAUUGGUUCCCUGAUCCUCCCUGAUCACAACUGCUGUCAUGGCCAAAAGCCCGGAGGUGAAGCUGGCCGUCUUCGGCAGAGCUGGAGUGGGCAAGUCAGCUUUGGUGGUGAGAUUUCUGACCAGACGCUUCAUCUGGGAGUAUGACCCAACACUAGAAUCAACAUAUCGUCACCAAGCCAACAUAGAUGAUGAGGUUGUUACCAUGGAGAUUCUGGACACUGCAGGCCAGGAGGACGUCCAGCAGAAGGAGGGUCACAUGCGCUGGGGAGAUGGCUUCGUCAUUGUGUAUGACAUCACAGAUCGGGGGAGCUUUGAGGAGGUGGGACCCCUACGAAGUCUCCUAGAGGAGGUGAAGAAGCCCAAAAAUGUUCCUCUGGUCCUUGUGGGCAACAAGUCCGAUCUGGACCACGUCCGGCAGGUCGGCACGGAGGAAGGCGAGCGGCUGGCGGCUGAAAUGGCGUGUGCCUUCUACGAAUGUUCGGCAUGUGCUAACGAGGGCGGCGCCGUGUCGGAGGCUUUCCACGAGCUGUGUCGCGAAGUGAGGCGCCGCAAGGCCGUGCAGGGCAAGGCCAGACGCCGCAGCUCCACCACACACGUCAAACAGGCCAUCAACAAGAUGCUGACCAAGAUCAGCAGCUAGGGAAGAGCCUCCAUACUGUCAUGUACAUGUUUCGACCAAUUAUUGGCUGAGAAAUGGACAAAAUGUGACUGAUUUCCUGUAGAAUGUGUACGAAUUGUUUCCUGAAAAUGGGUACAUGAGGAAGAAGAUAGGCCCGCACACUCGCUCAAAUGCUACAAAGUUUUAAUUGAUCACAACGUUUCUACCAGAGGUCUUCUUCGGGUGAUAAAUCAGCACAUGACCCUUAAUAAAUGGUUGUUUUCUUGUCCAAACAUUUGGGCUGGUAUGGAUUAAAAUGAACCCGGAUACAGGUGAGAUUGGUCUUGUUUCUGUAUAAAUCAUAAAAAUGGCUCUAAGUUCUCAACUUUUUGGUUUCUAUUUCAAUUCAUCUCCCUUUUGAAUCACUAAAAGCAGUUAGACGGAAGGCUAAUAAUAAUGCAUGCAAGUUGUUUUUUGGAGCAUGCAAAGAAUGCAGCAUUUACUUAAAUGGAACAAAAUCUGUAGGUACCUCUCUGUAUUUGUAUCUGUAGUGGGAUAUCGUGAUCUUUUUCAGCCCACAUGUGUUACCUGUUCUGUCGGUUGUUGGUGAAGAAGAAAUAAGAUCAGAGAACUACUUCAAAGAAGAAGUAAAUCCACCAUCCUUUACUUAUGUAGACCAAACAAAUCCACCGAGUUGUCAAUGUGUGUUCCUCAAACCUUUUAAGAAAGUCCACAAUGUUCUGUUGACAUUCAAUGUUCCCACAGUGGCUCCUUAUGUUUGUCUAGGAUAUGAGUAUUUCAAGAAUCCAAAAGCACCGGUACAGAGCGUGUCUCAGGGCUCAUGAGAGACCUUUUUUGGCCAUUUUUCUGUAAAGUUAAAAAGGUCAGAUUCAACAUGUGACAUUCCAGGGAUGUUCUUCAUGGCUGUUGUAAUAUUGUAAACAAACGUAUAUGUAAGAUAUGGUUUAUAGCCUUAAGCACUGCUGUGUUGGAGGAAUGUACAGAACCCUAAGUAUCUACAGUUGAAGAUGCUGUAUUUGUUCAAAUGUAUUUUUUUUCCCUUUGUCGAUGUGACCUGUACGAUCAAAACAACCAGCUGUGCACUUGUAAUUAAAACAUGUGACAUAU
This is a messenger RNA of Labrus bergylta (ballan wrasse), 2059 nucleotides long. RefSeq names its product RAS-like, estrogen-regulated, growth inhibitor (gene rerg). Gene Ontology annotation, molecular function: GTPase activity; GTP binding. NCBI's taxonomy places the organism in Eukaryota, Metazoa, Chordata, Actinopteri, Labriformes, Labridae. The record is from RefSeq and is a predicted model, not a curated record.